UUGGAUUUCCAGUGGCCAAAAACAGAAAAUUGAAAAAAGAAUACGGACUAGGGGGCGAGUGUAGCCAUGGCUGGCGUCGUGAGCUCCAGGACGACGAUGGUUGUUGACACGUCAUCUUCUGAAUUGCUUUCACCAUUUGAGAGGGGGAGGCACGGGGGUCACAUGUCACAGCCACAGAGCUCGGGAUGGGUGGUUGAUGCUGUACUUCCAUGUGGAACUCAAGCCUGCUUGACACGUGUCAACUUCUCAAGGUGCCUUUCAACGAGUUGCUGGUCGCACUGGCAUAGGGGAAAUAAUGUAUGGCCACGCAUCAUCCACUGGCGACCGCCAUCAUCAUCGUUAUCCGUGGGAGGAUCAGGUGCUGCAGGCAUCUUGGUUUGCCCAUCAUCGUCAUCGUUAUCAUCAUCAUCGUCAUCAUCAUUCCUGAAGGGGCAUGGCUGGGAUGAUCUGAAUCCUCUGGCAAAGCUAUUGUGCCAAUACAAGUCAUCACACAACCGUGGUCGCCAUCAAGCACCUGUACGAACAGAUUUCCAGAGAUUGUGCAUCCGUAGUGCUGGAAGGCCCAAGGUGAAGACCAAGAUGACGACCCCGAAGCAGAAAACCCCCAUGCAGCUGAAACAGGAUGAAGCGAGGGCUGCCAAGAGGGCACGAAGAAAGGCAGAGAGGCUUGAAAUCAAAGCCAGUCGACCGAAACCAGAUUUCAUGACAAAGCUGAUGGAGGACUGGACAAAUGAUGAUGUAAUAGACUUUGCGACCAUGCAUUUACGUCUUCGGAAGGAGGAUGUCGACAAGCUCAGAAUCCAUCGGGUAACUGGAAAAGUUCUGGAGUUCUAUACGGCCGAAGAUAUUCGGCGAAGGCUGUGGAUUCGGCCUCUUGCUGCGAAGAAACUUUCCAAGGGAAUUCACUUAUACCCUAAGCCAAAACAAAAGCUGGUAUUGGUGGUUGAAGUGAACGAGUACGGAUUUGCUGAACGAUUGCCAGUGAGGGUGAGAAGCACGGAUGAUGUUAAGCUGUACCUUGCCGAGCGUGGUGCGUUGGGCCUGCGCCGCCUGGCGGUCGGAAGAGAUAAACGGACAAUUGCGCGGUACGAGUUCCUUAGAGACAAGAGGGAGUACACUCUCGUCUUUCCAAAGCCCCGCAAGGAUACAGGAGAAGCUAUGCAGAUUUCAGCUGAGCAGCAGGCAGAGGAAGACGCAGAAAUGGAAGAGAUAUUUUUGGAUCCUAGCGAUGAGCUCAGCAGUGAAGACGAACAUGAAGCAUCAGAUGACAUGUACUCAGGCCCUGACGACAAGCUCGAUGAGGAGGAUGAGGAAGAGGACGACGACGACGACGAGGAGGGUGAUGAAGACGAGGCAGAGGAAUGUCAGAGUAUGUUCCACAACGAGGACUCGUCUGAGGGUGCCAGUCAGAAAGGCGUGACAGCAGGACAUCGGGGGGAGAGUUAUCUAGUGGGAAGAGACACAAAAGAGGCAGGAGAAGGUAGUCAAGUUCGAGUAAGCGAAGAUAUGCGACAAGCAAGUGAUGGGAUGCUGCUGCAGGAAAGAGUUGCAGACAACAGUGGUGCUGAUGUAGCUGGGAUCGGCAGCACGUUCAGAGAUCCUGUUCCGAGUUACAUGAAAGAUCGUCGCAGAGGGAGAAUGGAUGUGGAGCUGGGUGAGGCAGUGGUACAAGUGUUUCAAGAGAGGUUCCCAGAUCUACUGCUGCUGCCAGAGCUUAGUGCGCUUCCGCUGAGGCCAAGAAAAAUAACCAGAGAAGAGAGAUUGAGGGAAAGGGAGAAGGCUGAACAGAGAGCAAGAGCGCUGAGGAGACAGACACGGUUUCGACUUCUCAGAGGAAGGGAGGAACCGAUUCAACUGCGUAAGAUCGCGAAAGGAGAGGACGCGUACAUGGUAUGGGACGUUGUGGCGUAUGCUGAAGAUGGUGGAUCAGAUAGGCUACCUGGAGUUAUGGUGGUGGCGUACAGGAAGGAGAUUGCCGUAUCGCAAGAUGUUCGUGAUGCUGAUUGGCUUGCAAGAACAAUGGUUAUGAGAGCACGACAAGAAAAUGCGGGCUAUUGGCGAGAUUAUGUUCCGUUUCGCGGACUCGCUAUUGUCCCUGUUCUUGCAUUCGAGACCAUCCCUCUCCUGGAGGAGGGAACGUUGUCCUUAGGAAGUCAGACAAUAGGUGUCCCAAUCUUUGUGCGUGUUAAAGAUGAGACAGGUCACACUGGUGAGCCCAAGGAAUCAGACAAAGCCCCCGAAUGGCGACUAUGGGAUCGAUCAAUACCAGUGCUCAAGGCUCGUCCUUGGGUCAGAGGUAGACAUCCCAAAGAGAAAUGUCUGAAAGUAGAUUUAGAGUCUGGGAUCCCAAUGUUAACCCGUCCUAUUGUAGACGUGCGGUCGCCAUCAUAGACCUUCGUCUUUGAGCUUUUUUUCUUUUUGUUGUUGUUUUGAACCAACUUUACACUGCUAGUUUGUGACUUCAUU
Molecule: messenger RNA, 2466 nt
Organism: Chara braunii
Lineage: Eukaryota; Viridiplantae; Streptophyta; Charophyceae; Charales; Characeae
Source: the annotation of a GenBank genome assembly